AUGAAUAGAAUAGUAAAUAAAUCAAGAGUUGUUAUACAAAAUUUUGUAUUGAAUAAUGGAAGAUGUAUGUACUCUUCAUCAUCAUCAUCAGCUGGUCAUGAUGAUUUUAUGUUUCCAUCGGUUCGUCGUCUUCUCACUGAAUACAAUUUGAAGUAUUCUCAGGUGAAGCCAACUGGACCACAGGGAAGAGUACUCAAAGGUGAUGUAAUCACAUAUGUACAAUCGAAUAAUCUUAAACCUGCAGAUCUUAAAUCAUUAGAACCAACAACAACUACAACAACAGCAGCAGCAACAGCUACAACAACAACAGAAAAUAAAUCAACUACAACUACAACUACACAAGGAUUCAAUGUUAAACCACCACAAUUUGAAGAUACACCACAUAAUAACAUUAGAAAGGUGAUUGCCACUAAAUUAACUCAAUCGAAACAAUCGGUACCUCACAUGUACAUGACAGUUCAAUGUGAAAUCGACAGUCUACUCUCACUUAGAACUGUUCUUAAUGCCAAUUCGACAUCAAAGAUUUCAGUGAAUGAUUUUGUAAUUAAAGCAUGCGCUUUGGCAUUGAGAGAUGUACCAGCAGCCAAUUGUAGAUGGGACGAGAAAGCUGGAAAGACAAUCAAUAAUCCAACUGUAGAUAUAUCAGUGGCAGUAGCAACGGAUCGUGGUUUGAUUACACCGAUCGUUGGAAAGACCGACACCAAGUCACUCGGCAACAUUGCCACCGAACUCAAAGACUUGGCCGGUCGUGCCAGAAUCGGCAAGUUGAAGCCAGAGGAAUUCCAAGGUGGAACGUUCUCAGUAUCGAAUCUCGGAAUGUAUGGAAUAACACAUUUCAAUGCGAUUAUCAAUUACCCACAAGCCGGUAUCUUGGCAAUCGGUGGUGGUCGUAAAGUUAUCAAGAAUCGUGCUUACACACUAGAUGAGCUAGAUUCACUCGACACUACUACCGCAGCAGCAGCAGGUCCAUCCGUAUCGAACGUCAUUGAUGUAACACUGUCCGGUGACAACAGAGUGUUUGACGAUGAAAUAGCUGCUACUUUCCUCGACACCUUUAAGAAAUAUAUAUCAAAUCCACAAUUAAUGAUGUUAUAA
Heterostelium album PN500 is the source of this 1095-nucleotide messenger RNA. RefSeq names its product pyruvate dehydrogenase complex (gene pdhX). Gene Ontology annotation, molecular function: acyltransferase activity. Gene Ontology annotation, cellular component: pyruvate dehydrogenase complex; mitochondrion. Lineage: Eukaryota; Evosea; Eumycetozoa; Acytosteliales; Acytosteliaceae. Gene Ontology annotation, biological process: pyruvate decarboxylation to acetyl-CoA. Bases 1 to 1095 code for a protein of 364 amino acids. The record is from RefSeq and is a predicted model, not a curated record. The transcript is spliced from 2 exons.